Camellia sinensis is the source of this 1570-nucleotide messenger RNA. RefSeq names its product Oligosaccharyltransferase complex/magnesium transporter family protein. The record is from RefSeq and is a predicted model, not a curated record. Gene Ontology annotation, cellular component: oligosaccharyltransferase complex. Lineage: Eukaryota; Viridiplantae; Streptophyta; Magnoliopsida; Ericales; Theaceae.
AAGUCAUCGUCUACCCAAUCAAUCACCCAAAACGAAAACCUUUUCAUUCUCAUCCUCAUUCACAGUCCCAAACUCUCCCAACAAUGGCGAUCUCUGCAACUCCAAGAUCAACAACCCAUCUCUGUUUCCUCCUCCUCCUAACCCUCCUCUCUCUCUUCUCUCUCUCCUCCUCCUUCUCCUCCUCCUCCUCCGAUGGCUUCUCCCUCGUCUCAGAGCUCCUCACCCUCCAAUCCCAAUCCGACUCCGGUGUCAUCCACCUAACCGACACUCUCAUUGCCCACCUCCUCCAACCCACCACAACCCCUCGCCCUUUCUCUCUCCUCAUCUUCUUCGACGCUUCUCAGCUCCACGACAAGCACGAACUCCACCUCAAAUCGCUCCGAUCCGAGUUCUCUCUCAUCUCUUCCUCAUUCAUCUCCAACAACAACCCAUCUUCUCAAUCCAAGCUCUUCUUCUGCGACAUCGAAUUCAAAGAAUCCCAAUCCAGUUUCGCCCAAUUCGGUGUCAAUUCGCUUCCUCACAUUCGCUUAAUCCCCUCCACGGCUCGGAAUCUCAAGGACGACACUCUCGCAAUGGACGCCGGAGACUUCUCUCGUCUCUCCGAGUCCUUGCCUGAAUUCAUUGAAUCCAAAACAAGACUCUCCGUUGGUCCAAUUCAUCGACCCCCAAUUGUUUCAAAGCCUCAAUUGAUGUUGAUUUAUGCUGCAUUGUUGAUUUUGUUGCCAUUUAUGGUGAAAAAAGUGAUUUCUGGGGAGACCCUUCUGACCGAUCCUAAGUUUUGGCUCUUCGGAGCUGUCUUUGUCUACUUUUUCAGUGUUUCGGGUGCUAUGCAUAAUAUAAUUAGGAAAAUGCCCAUGUUUUUGGCUGAUCGGAACGAUCCAUCGAAGCUUGUUUUCUUCUAUCAGGGCUCGGGAAUGCAGCUCGGGGCUGAGGGGUUUGCGGUUGGGUUUUUGUAUACUAUUGUGGGGUUGUUAUUGGCUUUUAUGACUCAUGUUCUUGUGAAAGUGAGGAAUGUGACUGUGCAGAGGAUGGUUAUGAUUACCGCGCUGUUGGUUUCGUUUUGGGCGGUGAAUAAAGUUGUGUUCUUGGACAAUUGGAAGACUGGUUAUGGAAUUCACAUGUACUGGCCUUCGCGGUGGCGGUGAGAUCAAUGGCUUGCCUUGUUGGUUUCUAGUUAUAUAGGUAUCCAAUGGAUUGUGGAAAUUUUACCUGACAUUUGAAUCUCAACCUUGUGUAACUCCAACUCCAGCUAUGGAGAUCUAUUGCAGUUGUUUCUCAAUGUUUAGAAAGUUUUAGUUUUGUGUUGGUCACUUUUAUGUACAGUUUGCAUGAAAUAGACUAAAUGCAAUGCUUUGACAAUGGCAUCAUAAGUUUGUUGGAAUUUUUUAAUGUAUGCUCUGGUGGUAAGAAGUGUUGUAAAUAUUCGGAUAUUGUUUGAUUACUGAUCCUGCAAUUUUUUGACUUUUGUAAGUAACCAACUUAUGCUGUCAUCAUUAUUACAUGAUUGCAAAAAUGACCUUUUAAUAAUUUUGUGGUAUCAAAUAACCGUGGAAAUUUUGUUUCUGAGGCA